AGGAGCCAAAGCAGGAAACUAAUACUCUCUAUAAAAGGCGCUUGUAAAACGCUUAUCACGUGUGUUUAAUAGAUAUAUUUUUAUUUAAUCACAGGUUUUCCGGGUGGACAAAUGACGUAGGGCGUACCGGAAAACGUACACGGACGUAAUCCGAUUAUCUGAUCUUCAUAUAAAACCCUGACAAUUUGUGGCAUGGAUAUGAUAUGUGAAUCGUGCAACCUGUUCUGAUUGACUCUAACGCCUAUAAUCAUUAUUGUUGUUGUUUAGUAACGGCUGCUGAGGGACUCAGGAUGUGUGAGAAUGUGCUGUGGAUGAAGUGACCCUCACGACGGAGCGGUAAAUAUGUCAGUGGCAGAGCCGAAUGUUGUAGAUGAUUCGGUGUGGAAUUGUUCAUAUUGUCGUUUCUGGAGGUACAAUUAGGCCCAGUGAUGGAGACCAGAGUGUUAAAGCUCUCCAGCAGGUGCAGGGUUUAGUGUCUUGUUUUAGUGCCUCUGGCUCUGGUGCAGUAGGACGUUUCUUCUCAUGUUGCUCUUAACAAAUCGAGAACAUGAUCGGAUCCCCAGAUGUGGUGGCAUUUACCAAAGAUGAUGAUUUUGGAGAUUCUUUCCCAGACCAGUGCUCGAUCCCAGAGGAGUUCUCUGUGCCUUUGUUUCCUCAUGCAAACACCAAUCCGUGGUUAAAAACCUCCUAUGCAAAGUUCUCCAAGGAUUUCAUCCUUAUCUCAGAGUUCUCGGAGCAGGUCGGACCACAGCCGUUACUCACAAUUCCAAAUGAUCAAAAAGUGUGUGGGACGUUUGACCUCAAUUACUUCUCCCUGCGCAUCAUGUCUGUGGACUACCAGGCUUCGUUUGUGGGUCAUCCACCAGGCACCAGCUACCCCAAGCUUAAUUUUGUCGAGGACUCUAAAGUCGUCCUUGGUGAUUCCAAGGAAGGGGCGUUUGCCUACGUGCAUCACUUGACCCUGUACGAUUUGGAGGCACGUGGCUUCGUACGUCCUUUUUGCAUGGCUUAUAUUUCAGCGGACGAGAGAAAGAUUAUGCAGCAGUUCCAGCUGCUCUCGUCCGGCUUUUCCAGGGCUUCCGAGUGCUUAAAAUCAGGGAACAGAAAAGCCUUUGCGAACGAACUGGAAAAGAAACUGAGCGACCUGGAAUACACCAGAUCCGUGCUUCACAAAGAGACCGAACUGCAGAAAAUGAACAGCGGCUGUUACUCCACGCAGGUUAUCGAGAAAGCUAACGAACUGGCAAACGUGGAAAAGUCGAUCUACGAGCAUAAAGAUUUGCUGAGGCAAAUCACAUCAUAUCCUAACAGUAAAAGGACAGACUCUGAUCAGGUGCGGUGCGAGUCGGAUAACGGAGCUGAAGCGAGUUCGGUGGACCACACACUGUCUUCUAAUCAUUCUGGACAUGAGGAGAAACCAGUGGGGACAGAUAGCGGUAGUCAGCACCCGUCUUACGUCCCCCAGCUUAUUAAAGCAAAAUCUGCAAAAUGUUUCGAUAAACGCUUAAAAAACCUAGAGGAACUAUGUGAAUCUGCCUUUUUCCAUCAGACCAUGGACCAACUGAACGCGAUCGAGAAGAGCUUCAGAGGCGAUCUUUGCUUUAUUUACACCAGCCAGAUUGACCGAGCUCUCUUAAGGAACCAGAAGAUCACCAGUUUUCUUUUUGAGUCGCAACGAGAUGAUGACGACGACGAAGAAGGCUGCUCCAGGAACCUUUAUUACCCAAACCUUGCCACACAUCACGCUUCGUCCAACUUCUCUGGUGAGCCUGUGAGCCUCGAAUCCUACGCUGAUGAUGCGGAGAGAAGUCAGAAUAGGCUGGUUCUUGAAACAGUAGACGGCCCUCAGGAGUCCAGUACCUCAGACGUUACACAGGAAACCUCGGAAGAUGCCAAUGACAAUGAAAUGAAAGGGAGUUUCAGCAGUGACCGGAGCGUUGAAGCGUUUAUAAACCUUAGUCCGGGAAUUCCUGAUGUUUUUGCAAAGACGCCCAGCAGCAGCAUGGCUUGUCCCAUUACUUCCUCAUCUGAGGAACAAGGAAACGUUCAGCCUGUCGCUGCAGCUGCUGCUGGAAUGACGUCCUCUUCUCUAGAGUGUGGAUCGGAUCUGAACCAUGGCGACGUGUUUGAAACCGAAACACUGGUUCAAAUGGACACAGCAUGUUGUAUGGGACAAGAUGGUUUUAUCUAUGAGGAGCCUUUACCUGAACCAAAAGAAUGCUGUAGGGACAAGGUGGUGAAGAGCGAGCCUCUGUCCCUGCUUCAGAGAGACCAUGUGCUACAAGCGGACUACGUCUUCGGAGAGUCUUUGCUGACUGUCCCGAGGCCCAGCAUGGGGUUGACGCUUCCUGAACUCAGCCCCAGCUCUGUGUCAGAGGAGAUGGUGAAAAUGAACGUGGAGGACGUUUCUGACAACGGCAGUCAUGUGAGCACGUCCACCAGCUCCGACCGAGCAGCCUCUCCUUUCACCUAUGGCAGUCCUGUCACAAUGAGGCUGAAGAAGAAGGCAGGCCACAGUGCUCUGAGGUUCAUCAGGCAGUACCCGUUUGCUCAGCAAGCCAUAUUCUGUCUUCUGAGUGGAAGAACGCUGGUGGUUCUGGGAGCUGAUGAAGGCACCGUGAGGAAGCUGGUGAACGCCUUGUUGAUUUUCGUGCCCAACCUCGGCAAGUAUGGUGAAAGCGUGCAGCCCUGGAUUUCCACCUCAUUUCAGCUGAGCGACCUUCAGCGAUGGAAACUUGUCGGAUUGCAAAGGGUGGUUUCUCCAGCAGGUUCCAGCUUGCUCCAUUCCCUGAGCCGCUACAGCCGAUAUAUCGGCAUCCUGGACUGUGACAACAAGACGCUCCGAUGUCCGGCUUACAAAGGAGCGCUAAUCGGUCAGAUGGCAGACCACAGGACGCAGAUCAAACGAGGCAGCACAUACUAUCUCCAUGUGCAGAGCAUAUUAACUCAGCUGACGGCGAAGGCUUUCCUUUACACGUUCUGCCAUCACCUCCACCUGCCCGUCAGCACAGACCAGGACGCCGACGCCGUCAUACUGCGCAGGACUAAUUUCUUGUUGCAGCUCGGCUACACCGAGGAGGAGAGUAAAAUAAUUCGCUUCUUGAGCGAGCUCAUCAAGCACCAUUACCUUCAGGGGCCUUUAAAAGGGGUCAGCCAGUCUUACUUCAGUUUCACUUAUACCACCAGCUAUUUGUAUAAAAUCUGAAUGUGCUCUUUUGUUCAUUUAAGAAGUUAAAACUUCUGAGUUUUUUCCUUCUCUGGCACCUCUGCUGAAAUCAGGAGACCAAGAAAUCUGAAUGUAUUCGAUUCCAGUGAAUUUAUUUUUCUCCUUUUUUUCCCCAGUGUUUGCUUUACAACGGAUGGUCCGGUGUCAUCGGUGUGAUGUUUACGCUAAUGUUUACGUCUGACGUCUAGUUCAAGUAUGAACACACAAAAAAAUUCCUUUUUAGAGCCAGUUUAGGGUAAAAGUGCAGUCAACUGACAAGAAACAACCGAUUUGGAUGUUUUGGGCAGCAUUUAUCAAGAGGUGUUGAAUCUAUUUUAAACCGAAUGUGAAAAUGUAAGAUGGCAUUUACAGUACGUCACUACGGCGUUUACGUCGUAAGGUGUCGCCAUAGAUGUGUUCUUUAACCUCGUGUACCGAUUUAUUUCCAUUGAAACCCAAGAGCAGUCUGAUGGGGAUGCUGUAAAAUACUGACGCUCGAAUUCAGCGCACUUUCCUUCAGAAAUACGUCUUCUGUGUUACUCUUUAUUCCACUGUAUAAAUACUGUAAGUUAUCACAAAGAAAAAUGAACGGCGGGUUUGGAACUGACGAAAGUUUUAAGCAAGCAAACUGCCACGUGUGUUUUAGCUCUGCUACGCCCUUCGGUUUGAACAAAGUUCUGCAUUGGGGGGGGGGGGGGGUAGAAGUUCAGUAGUGCAGAAGUGUUAGAUGACAUCCUGCAUGUUUGGAAAACGCACAGGCGAACGACACGGCAGCGCUCGUUUCUAUCUCACACGUGGAUUUCCUUUAGUCUGAUGUACAAUGACGUGCAAUGAUAUAAUGUUGUCUUGGUGUUGUGUGCAAAUAGUGUGAGCAUGAGAACUUGAUGGAGUGGCUUUUUUUUUUUUUUAGUGGAUUCAGUUAAGAA
Tachysurus fulvidraco (yellow catfish) is the source of this 4131-nucleotide messenger RNA. RefSeq names its product Smith-Magenis syndrome chromosome region, candidate 8a (gene smcr8a). The transcript is spliced from 2 exons. Gene Ontology annotation, molecular function: GTPase activator activity. NCBI's taxonomy places the organism in Eukaryota, Metazoa, Chordata, Actinopteri, Siluriformes, Bagridae. Bases 548 to 3205 code for a protein of 885 amino acids. Gene Ontology annotation, cellular component: guanyl-nucleotide exchange factor complex. The record is from RefSeq and is a predicted model, not a curated record.